Messenger RNA from Neolamprologus brichardi, 1741 nucleotides. It is a transcript of the gene exosc5, whose product is annotated as exosome component 5. The record is from RefSeq and is a predicted model, not a curated record. Gene Ontology annotation, molecular function: RNA binding. Gene Ontology annotation, cellular component: cytoplasmic exosome (RNase complex); nucleolus; nuclear exosome (RNase complex). Lineage: Eukaryota; Metazoa; Chordata; Actinopteri; Cichliformes; Cichlidae. Gene Ontology annotation, biological process: poly(A)-dependent snoRNA 3'-end processing; rRNA catabolic process; U4 snRNA 3'-end processing.
ACAGAUGACGCCAUCCGCCUGCGACAAACCUGCUUUCUCCACGAUGGAGGUCUGCGGAUCUCUGACUGUUUCUUUGAGAGAGUUUGGUUGUGAACAGAGCUUGCUGUCUCGAACUGAUGGCUCUGCUUCUUUCGUCCAAGGAGACACGAGUGUGAUGGCUGGAGUGUACGGACCAGCUGAGGUCAAAGUCAGCAAGGAGAUCUAUGACCGGGCGACCCUGGAGGUGCUGGUUCAGCCCAAAGUAGGGCUGCCAAGUGUAAGGGAACGAUCGCAAGAGCAGUGUGUGCGAGAAACCUGUGAGGCUUCUCUGCUCCUGACGCUCCAUCCACGCUCCUCGCUCACUCUCAUCCUUCAGGUCCUGCAUGAUGAUGGUUCACUGCUGUCUUGCUGUUUGAAUGCUGCAUGUAUGGCUCUUAUGGAUGCAGGAUUGCCCAUGAGUUGCCUCUUCUGCGGAGUGACUUGUGCCAUCAGCACAGAUGGGCAAAUCAUCACAGACCCCACUGCAGCUCAGGAAAAGGAAAGUCGAGCUUUGAUGACUUUUGCGAUCGACAGCGCAAAACGCAGCGUUUUGAUGUCGUCGACCAAAGGAUCGUUUUCAGUGCAUGAGCUGCAGCAGUGCAUAGCAGUCAGUCAGAAAGCAUCAGAGAAGAUCUUCCAGUUCUACAGAGACUCUGUCAAGCGGCGAUACUCCAAAAGCCUAUGAGAAACACGGAGCUUUCUUUUGCCUAGUCUUUUUUUACUUUUAUUUUAACAAUGCAUGCAAACACUGAUGUCGUAAUAAAAUAUUUAGAAACCCCUGUGGGUUACAAUUUCUUCAGUUCAGUUGUAGACAGCUGUGCUUCAUGGUGGGAAGGCUUGUAUGAGUAUAUUUGUGAGAGAUCAGAAAUGAAAGGAGGAAAGGUGAAUGUCAAACAAGUGCAUUUAUUGGGAUUUGCUGAUUUUCUUUCACUUUAAUAUAUACAUUUAAUACAAGGAUGUGACCUGGGGAAAAGAAAAGCCCUGAAUAUUUUUUGUAGUAAUAAAUCCCAUUUGCUGCAACCUUUGAACUUUACUGACUCACACGUUCAGUGUCCGCUUGUUGUCUGUACGAGUGACACAAAGCGAGACGAACCUGAGCAGAGCCUGUCGCACGACAGCCUCAUCGUUCGGAGCAAUCCACGUGAAAUGCCUCCACACAAAUCAAUAAUUGACGUAACUCAGCUGUAACAACAAAGUGUGAUUUGUUUUUCCUCUAUUAAAAUGAAAGUACAGUGGAGACAGACGGUAGUUCAGGAUUGUCAGUGUGAGGCUGAAUCACAGCGCGACAAUGAGAGAGCUGACAAGGGCAAGACACGGAGAUACCAGAGGUUGGUCUACUAAAAUCUGUUAAAAGUGAUCUAUUACCAGCUUUGAAACAACACUGGGAUUGCAGCAAACAUAGUAUUUUAUAUGUACUCGAGCUGUGUGCUCUAUAAAACUAUUUAUCUAAAUAGAAAAUGUCAGCUUCCACCAUAGUCAAUUCUUUAUAUUUACUUGGAUACCCCCCAUUUACUAUGUAGUUAAAGGCUCAGAGCUUUUUCCAGUCAAUUCUGCAACAAUGUUGGUCCAAUUGAAGGAAACAAUCAAAGUUUGCAGCAGGAAACCAACAAGCUCACCAUGCAGGGUUUUCUUAUGACCAAACCUGGGAUGUUAUUGAAACAUGCAUCACAAUUUUUGCAACUUUUCUUGGCCCAUUUAAAUAAAGCAUUUGUGUGUUUUUGAA